Molecule: messenger RNA, 190 nt
Organism: Dibothriocephalus latus
Lineage: Eukaryota; Metazoa; Platyhelminthes; Cestoda; Diphyllobothriidea; Diphyllobothriidae
Source: the annotation of a GenBank genome assembly
GUAUCUCCGACGACUGCUACUGGUGCAUGGAACAUGGAACUACUACAGACUCAGUCCAUGGUCGAGGGUCUCCUCUACUCCCUUUACAACCUCACUCUCACCUCCUGGGGGCCUCUUUGCUUCGCGCUUUUCGAGCAGCAUAUUUUGGAGAAGGAUCUUCUGCACCGACCUUACCUGUAUCGGCUGGUAA